AUGGACCGGGUCACUUUUAAAGUGACCGGUCCAUCCCAGAGGGGGCGGGAAAGGGUAGGGAGGGGCCCGAUCCAAAGGUCUCGUCUUCGUAGUGGGCCUGACCGGGGGGGCUUCACCCAAAUCAACUUGCACCACAGCAAAGGAGCCUCGGCCGUUCUUCUUGCCAGGCGCCAAGCUGGGGUGCACACAGCCAUAUCACUAGUACAAGAACCUUGGCUGGUCCGAGGCUGUAUUAGGGGUCUGGCGGGUGCGGUAGGCUGUUCAGGUCACCGCAAGAGGAUCGGCCUAGGGCCCUGUGUGGCCGUUAAAGGGCUGGAGAGCCAGCUAUUGCCGGAUUUCUGUUCCAGGGACUUGGUAGCAGUCGUGAUAGAGGACACCAGCGGGACCGGGAUCAAGACAAGGAUGGUGGUGGCGUCGGGCUACUUCUCACACGAAGAGGACGAUCCGCUGCCAUCAGACCGGGUUGUACGACUGGUGGAGUUCUGCCAAAAGGAGCAACUCCCCCUCAUAUUGGGGUGCGAUGCGAACGCGCACCACACGGUGUGGGGGAGCACGGACACCAACAGGAGAGGCGAAAAGCUGUUGGAAUUUCUGGUGUCCACAGACCUAGAGAUUCUCAACAGAGGCAAGGAGCCUACCUUCGUCACGGCAGUGAGAAGGGAGGUUCUGGACCUAACUAUCUGUUCAAGACAGAUAGCGCGGGAGGUGACCGGCUGGAGGGUCUCUGACGAGCCCUCAUUGUCGGAUCACAGACAGAUCACCUUUAGGGAGUUUCCCAAAAGACAUGGGACCCCUCAAGAAAUCGAGCUGUGCGUCGAGCAUCUGCAGAGGGCUCUCGUCGGCAGCUUUGAGAACAACUGCCCAGAAAGGACAGUGAGAGAUACUAAGGAAGUCGCCUGGUGGAACCCAAGCUACAGGAGCUCAGAAGUGCUGCACGUCGUGCCUGGAACAGGGCCAGGAACACGGGCCGCCAGGCUGACUGGGCCCUUCAUCGAAGGGCUCAGAAGGCCUAUAGAGACUCUGUGGUAA
Molecule: messenger RNA, 1029 nt
Organism: Monomorium pharaonis (pharaoh ant)
Lineage: Eukaryota; Metazoa; Arthropoda; Insecta; Hymenoptera; Formicidae
Exons: 2
Coding region: 1-1029 (342 amino acids)
Molecular function (GO): catalytic activity
Source: RefSeq, a predicted model, not a curated record